Molecule: messenger RNA, 7145 nt
Organism: Colossoma macropomum (tambaqui)
Lineage: Eukaryota; Metazoa; Chordata; Actinopteri; Characiformes; Serrasalmidae
Gene: osbpl6
Product: oxysterol binding protein-like 6
Exons: 23
Coding region: 415-3171 (918 amino acids)
Cellular component (GO): intracellular membrane-bounded organelle; plasma membrane; perinuclear endoplasmic reticulum
Molecular function (GO): cholesterol binding
Source: RefSeq, a predicted model, not a curated record
GAGGAGCGUCGAACAGCAGCUCUCGGUAGCUGCGUUCAAAUUCAGCCAUACACAGCGCUCUGCUCACUUUAUCCAGCUCAUUUGAAAGAAAAAACUCAGCGUCGCCGGUUUAACGAUGCGGCUCAACGGGAAUAACCGGGGAAACGCUGAUAUCUGCUGACAGAGAAAAGAAAGCGAUCGCCUCUAAUUACAGCAUCCGGAACUGGCAGCAUCGCUUUUAUGCGCCAAGAAGAUGGUGAAUAGAGCUAACGGUGAGAAGCUGUGAGUUUUGCUGAGUCCCUAUUAAGGCAGCUUUCUUCGGUCAUGUUAUUCUUGAGUGGUGAGAGGAGAACGUGAGGAUAGUGUUGUGGAGAUAGACAGCGAGUGGAAGACAUAGAGACAGAGUGUGAAAGAGGGAGAGCUGCCUUUGCUGGCAUGUCGCACCACCAUUCGCGAGGGCACCAGGGCCGUGCCUCCAGCGUGGAGGAGAGGAGUGCCACACCCGUCCACAAGAGUUCCACCCCCACACACAAGAGUGCUUCAUCCUCCUCCUCCUCCCAGAGGGACAGCAGACAGGAGGCAGACAGCUGGGAGAUCGUUGAAGGGCUGAAGAUUGGGCAGACGAAUGUCCAGAGACCUGAUAAACAUGAAGGGUUUAUGCUGAAGAAGAGAAAAUGGCCGCUGAAGGGCUGGCACAAGCGUUUCUUUGUCCUGGACAACGGAAUCUUGAAGUACUCCAAGUCCCCCAUAGACAUUCAGAAAGGAAAGCUCCAUGGCAGUAUAGAUGUAGGUCUGUCUGUGAUGUCCAUAAAGAAGAGAGCUCGGCGCAUAGACCUUGACACAGAGGAGCACAUCUAUCAUCUCAAGGUGAAGUCUCCAGACGUGUUUGAUGCCUGGGUGUGUAAGCUGCGUCACCACCGUCUGUACAGGCAGAAUGAGAUUGUGCGUUCCCCUCGCGAUGCCAGCUUACGAGCAUUCCCUCCUCCCGCCAGCCUCGAGUCACCUCAGACAACCCCCUCUUCUGCUCACGAAACCAAGCAGCAGGUGAAGCCCAGCUCUCUGCCCUGGCAGCCGCCCCUGACCUGCACCACCAGCUUGCCACCCUCCUGCAGCAAUGGCCAGAGCAAAGUAGCAGCAUGGCUGCAGGAGUCAGAGGAGAUGGACAAGUGUGCAGAAGAGCUUGCACAUUGUCAGUCUAGUCUGAUGGAGCUGAGCCGGUUACUGCAAAGUCUGGAGAUUUUACAGAGAACACAGUCAGCACCAAGCUUCACAGACAUGCAGAGUAACUGUGUAGAGUUAUCAAAGAAAGACAAGAGAGUCAGCAGAAGAUGGAGAACAAAAAGUGUCAGCAAAGACGCAAAAAUGCAACUGCAGGUUCCUUUGAGUGCUACCCGGUCGGCAGUGCGUCUUCAUUCCUCUAACCCAAAUCUAUGCGCGGAGCUUGCUGAGUACCAGACCCCUGUUACCCGUCUAACUGAUAGCAUUGAAUGUGCCAGCGAUUACAUCAAACUGCAGGAAGAUUUUUGCAUUAUCGCUCAGAAAGUGCACUCACUGCUAAAGUCUGCCUUUAACACGGUGGCCAUAGAGAAGGAGAAGAUCAAACAGGUGCUGUCGGAGCAGGAGCACUCCAGUCAGUCAGCUCAGAUUGUGACCCUGCGGCGCUCCCUGUCACAGGCCCUGUCCCAGAACGCAGAGUUGAAGACCCGGCUGAAUCGUAUCCACUCAGAGUCCGUGCUCUCAGACCAGGUAGUCAGCGUCAACAUAAUAAGCAGUCCAGAUGAGGCAAGUGAACAGAUCCAUGUGGGGAUUCCUCUCACGCAGCAGGCCUCCAAUGAGAGCAGACUCUCCAUGUCAGAAUCUGUCUCUGAGUUCUUUGACGCUCAAGAAGUGCUGCUUUCAGCCAGCUCAUCAGAGAAUGAGGCCUCUGAUGAUGAGUCUUACGUCAGUGAUGUGAGUGAUAACAUUUCAGAGGACAACGCCAGCGUCACUGAUAACAUUUCUCGACAAAUGCCGAAUGGAGAUCUGGCCGGGGGUGCGUUCCGUAAUGGGCGACGGACAUGCUUACCUGCCCCUUCCCCUGAUACCUCCAACAUUAACCUGUGGAACAUCCUGAGGAACAAUAUUGGUAAAGACCUGUCCAAGGUGUCGAUGCCCGUGGAGCUGAACGAGCCUCUAAAUACGCUGCAGCACAUGUGUGAGGAGCUGGAGUACACAGAGCUGCUGGACAAAGCAGCGGAGACUGACGACCCUUAUGAACGCAUGGCGCUGGUAGCUGCGUUUGCUGUCUCAGCGUACUCCUCCACGUACUACCGUGCAGGCAGCAAGCCCUUUAACCCCAUACUAGGAGAGACUUACGAAUGUAUCCGGGAAGACAAAGGCUUCUGCUUCUUCUCUGAACAGGUGAGCCACCACCCCCCCGUUUCUGCCUGCCACUGUGAAUCCAAAAACUUCACUUUCUGGCAAGAUGUCAGAUGGAAGAACAAGUUCUGGGGCAAGUCUAUGGAAAUCCUCCCCAUUGGCACAGUCAAUGUGAUGUUGCCCAGUUAUGGUGACCACUACGAAUGGAAUAAAGUGACCACCUGUGUGCACAAUAUUCUGAGCGGAAGGAGGUGGAUUGAGCACUACGGCGAGAUCACUAUCAGAAAUACCAAGACCAGUACCUGCAUCUGCAAACUCACCUUCAUCAAGGGUAACUACUGGAGCUCCAAUGUGAAUGAGGUACAGGGCUUUGUGAUGGAUCAAGAGGGGAAGGUGGUUCACAGACUGUUUGGGAAAUGGCAUGAAGGUCUUUACUGUGGAGUCCCACCCUCUGCUAAAUGCAUCUGGAGACCAGGCUCCAUGCCUACCGACUAUGAGCUCUACUAUGGGUUCACCAGGUUUGCUAUUGAGCUGAAUGAGCUUUGUCCGGAGAUGAGGGAGCUGCUACCACCUACAGAUGCUCGCUUCAGACCAGACCAGAGGUAUCUGGAGGAGGGAAAGGUGGAGUUCGCUGCAGCUGAGAAACAGAGGAUUGAGGAGCUACAGCGGGCCAGGAGGAAGUGGCAUGAAGAGAACAACACAAAACACCAGCCACGCUUUUUUAAGAAAGUUAUAGACUCAAACCAGAGAGAGAGGUGGGUGUCUAAUAACAUGUACUGGGAGCUGCGCAAGGAGCCAGGCUUCCUUAAGAUGGAAAACCCUCAACUGUGGUAGCAUCCAAAUACCUGUACAAAACAUAUCACCAUUGCUACAGACUAUAGAAGCUUUACCUAUGCACAAUGCUGCUUACAGUGAAGCGCAGUGGGACGGGAUAAACAGACGACUUUGGCACGGUUCCAGGCACACACUGAAGGAAAGCAAAUGAUGAAUGAAGACAGACUCUGCACACCAUUGCACCACCCCUCCCCUGCCAGAAUUUCCCUCACCAUAGUAACAUGCAGAGACAGGGUCGUCGUCACAGCAACCGCCUGAGUUGUAGAGCUAUCCAAACGAAGCCUGUUGGGCUUUCCGUUACGUCCUUGCCUUAAGAAGCAACUGGUUAACAACCCAGUUUUAUGCUUUUAGUCAAACCCAUUUGAUUUCAAGUGCUCUGAUUUAGAACUGACCGUGUGAAUUAUCUCUCAGUUAUAAAUACAGUAUCUACACAAUAUUCUGCAUGUUUAGAAGGCAGCUUUCAUUGGCACAUGCUAUAAUGACUUGUCAAUACAUCAUUUGUAGUUUAAAAACGUAAUGGUAUUUUUGUAAAACGUCAAAGCUUAGAAGCUCUUUGCCAGUGUGGGGUCAGUGAGUAGACCCACAUGGGGGAGCAGAAACAGACCAGCCAGUCCUAUUCAUGGUUUCUGAAAAGGGGACAUCCCUUUUCAUUCAGCUCCGUCUGCUGUCUUUCAGAUAUCUCCAAGGAAUAAAAACAGGACUUGCCUCAGUGAGGUUAGUGACUUGGUUCAGUGAUUAGAAACUGUAUUUUGUCAGGUUUCAUAACAUGUUCUUAAAAAUGUAUACACCUAUAACACUCCCAAAGAUUUGGACCCUUUUCCAGAGGGCUGACAGGAUAGCAGACCAUUUGAGCAGCCCAUGAACUACCUUCCGUCCCUGCUUUGAAAAGCUGUUCUAACAAAAGAUAGGCUCCAGUUUUCUGUCCAUUCUGCUCAUCAGAAACUAUCAUGGUGUUUGUACAUUUACAUUUAUUCAUUUGGCAGACACUCUUAUCUUGAGCAGCAUAUAGUGGAUAUAAAAAGUGUACACAUCCUUAUUCAGAUUGCAAUCAACAAAAUUCUAAGUAAUUAUUACGUAAAAUUCAAAUAAACUUUUUAAAGGGGGCUGAAGCUGUGCUUACAAAUCACAUUCAAUACAGUGUCCAAAGAUUAGCACCACAGACCUGCCAUCAAUGAAAGUAAUUCUGAUAAACCCCAAGUAAAAUUCAGCUGUUCCUGACAUUUUCAUGAUUUCAUCUUUCGAUAUAGAAAUGGUCCAUGAAGACCUGAAAAAUAUGCUCAGGUCAGGAAAAUCCUCAAACAUUAAUGACAGGACAAGGAGAUAACUUGUCAGGGAGGCUAUCAAGAGACCUACAGCAACAUUAAAAAAGCUGUAGGAAUUUCUGUCAGGUAGUGGUCACUCCUCGCAUGUGACAGCAAUCCCCCAUAUUCUGCUUAUGUUUGGGCAACAGGUUACAGUUGAAAACAAACAAUUUUUCACAAAAAGAUCAUCCAAUCCCAUCUAAAGUUUGAAAAAUAUAUAUGUUAAAUCAUCUAAAACCAUCUCAUAACACAAAGAUUGAAGUUUUAUUUGAAGGACUAACUCCAAAUAUCAAGUUGUUUUGACACGAAAUCUCUGCAGAUAGAGGAAUUUCACCUUCCAAAUGAUAAUGAUCCAAAGGGAAAAUCUGUGUCUUAGAAUGGUCCAGUCAGAGCCCAGAACCUGUGAAAUGGCCUACACUGUGCUGUGCACAAGAGAUUACAUGGUAAUAUAUAGGUGUCAAAGGUUCAUAGUGACUUGUUUUACAAAGACUUGUAAAAAUAAAAAAAAAAGUCUGUUUAUUAAUUUUCCUAACAGUCACAUAUGAAUUAGUUUAUCUCUUGAAUUUUGUUGAGUGUAAUGUCACACUAAAGAUGGAAAAAUGUGAGGUAUCUGAAAUAUAUGAUAUCUUGAUUUCUGGCUUUACAUCACAAAUACCUGCCAUUUCAACAAGGCUUUUUUAUAUCCACUGUGGCUGGCACGGUGGGGCAGUGGAUAGCACUGUCGCCUCACAGCAAGAAGGACCUGGGUGACCAAAGACAUGCAGUCAGGAGAAAUGGAGAUGCUAAACUGCCCCUAUGUGUGAACGUGUGUGUGAAUGUAUGUCAGUGUGUCUGCCCUGAGAUGGACUGGCAACCUGUCCAGGGUGUUUCACCCUCCACAACCUAGGAGGAUAAGCAGCUUAGAUAAUGUGUGUGUGUGCGUGUGUGUGUCCACUGUACAUAAAGGGUUUUUUCCUAAAUUUAACUUAAGCCACAUCUACAUUUAGUGUGAUUUAUUGCUGUCUUUAAGAGAUACAACUCGUUUGCAGGUGGCAUACUUUACACACUACUCACCUGUGAAUGCAGACAUGUCCCAGGCAAGUAUUUUUAGCAUUGCUGCUUGACAAAAGCUUAAAACUCUUAUUAAUGUACUUGCAACACCUUGUGUUGUUUUAAUAUUUACUGUGUGUUUUUUACCUGAAUUAUUUAGGGGAUUCAGUUGUUUUAAGUGUUUUAGUCCUUAACAAGAGUUGUUAAUGUUGCAGCGUUAUGGAAUGUAAGUGAAGAGUAUUGGGCUGGAAGUCAAACAUGUGCAGUUUUUUUUUUUGUUUGUUUGUUUUUUUUUCUCAGUUGGUACAUGUGCCAGGUUUAGGACAUCCUUAACUCUUCCUCUUGCUGCAUGACUCCCAAACUGCUCAGAACGAACACAGCUACUGUAUUAUUACUGCACCAGAGACACCUGCUGGACAUCUCAUACAGGUCAGAACUUAUCAAAGUAGGAGACUUUUAACUUUCAAGAAUGCAGUCAUUGGUCACGAAGAACCUGUUCUUGAAUCAGGACUCUUAUUCUAAGACAAUAAAUAUAAAUAUGGGCCUAGGUGUCAGAAACCUCAAGAGUUUUUCAAAGCAUCAUCAUGAGUGUGAAAAAUGAAUUACUGCUUGUAGAUGAUGUUUUGGGCAAUGUUUGGAAUUCUUUUUCUGAUUCUAACCAAAGAGGGUUUUUAUUAAUGUAAAAAUGCCCAGUGUUUAUUUUGCUGAAUGAAUGUUUCCAUUUUUCUUUUACCCAGAAGAUCUAUGCCCACAACCUCUUAACCAAAAUGGUUUGCUCCUUAGCGCUGUUUGCUUUUACCACAAAAUAUUAUUCCAGUUUUAGACACAUUGUUCACAAAAUGUACUUCUUUUUACUGCAUAUGAGGACACGUUGCAUCAGUCAUGGUGUAAUUCAUUGGAGCCGAUUCCACUCAUUGUAAUGUUGACUGUGCUGGAUUUACUUGCUAUACUUUCAUUUCAUCUCAAACAGUUCACAGGAGACAAAGUCAGGUGUUUAUUUUAGAUAGUUUAUGUAGAUUAUAUGGCACAAAAUGCUCUCUUAUAGAAUGUCAUGUCAGUAGGUUACUGAAAUACUGAUGGUAGAAAAAAAAUGUGUGGUUAAUGUAGUCAGUUACAUAUCUCUGAACAGAACUUUAACGAAAUCAUAUCUCGUUGUAUCAGUCCCACUUGCUGUGCCUUAACGCAUCUGUAAUCACAUUAACUCACUGUACCGCACAAGGAUCAUAAUGUCUCUCAACUGGACACAUCCUAUGUACUGCACACCAAUGCACUUUCCCACAGUAGCUCUGCUGUGCAUAGCAGCAGCCGAACGCUUUCCAACAUUGGAUGAACUUUUCGUCCAUAAUCUGUAACCUGAGAAAAAUAAGCAUGUACGUAGAGACUUUAAAUCAAAGCAGUCACCUUACUAAAAAAGGAGUCCUGGUACAACUGUUUGUAUUAGGUAUUUUAGAAUUAAAAGUACAUUACCUUGAACAGAGGCAAGAACAGCACAUCAGAAAGGUUGCAUUGCUUUCCAGCUCAGAAGCGGAGACUACAUAGAACUCUUGACUAGCUCAUCUGUUGUCAUGUUUUUCUAACUGCAUGUGUACAUGACAUAGCCUGCCAAUGAACGUUGCUGAUGCCUUAUAAAGAUGUUUCAUUUAA